AUGUCGUCCAUCCCUAAGUCACUCACGGAGGCAAAGCGAAGCGCGCCACUCGUCAAUGGAGGUGCCACACCUGGUGGUGGUAGUGGCGGUGGCAGCAGCAGUCUCGCCUCUAGAAUCCCCACGGCGCCUAAUGCAUCGAGUGUGGUGGUGGGAGCAGGUGUGGCCGCCAGCCUGGGUCGGAAGACGCGAGUAGCGGCAGUCGCACAGCAGAAAACACUUCUCACCGGUCGUUUGGGGGUCACUUCACCACCUACUCAGAGACCCAUAGACUCACACUACGGCAGCGUCCGUCGUACCGAGAUGACCAAGGCAAUCGGCCAGGUGACUGCAGCUUCAGCGGGGGUCCAAGGUCAUCAGGGGAACCAAACCUAUACUCUCAUCGCCUAUCAACCUACCCAGUCUGACCCUCACCGAAAGACCCAGAACCAACCAGCUGUCCUCUACGCAAUUCCCUCGAACCACGCCUUUCUUCAACAGCAUCAGAUCCAUCAAAUACUUCAACAGCAGCAGCAACAACAGCAUUCCUCACAGGCAAAUUUUAAACUGCUCCAGCAUGCCAUACCACGACAGUUAAUAUCGCUUUUCAAUUCAUUAACCAAUAACUUUUGGUUCUUGCCAAAUGCAGCUCUUAUCGAGCACCAUCAACAACGUCAAAACCAACAGCAUUCGCAGAAUUUUCUCCUGAUUAAUCGUGAUCAAACUCCAAUUCAACAGCCGGACGUCACUCAGACAACCUUACAUACAGAAAGAAAACUGAGGCAACGAGGCCGGGAAAUGGACGCAGAGUCCCACGUCAACUACUUGGUUACGCUGUUCCAGGUUCUGAGAACCUCCGGCGUUCGAGAGGAAUCCUUUGUCAGUGCCUUUCGACUCAUGGGGCUGUUACCACAACUUACAGAUUUCCAAAAGGCGACUGCUGUUCGUGCGAGAAACGAGUUACAACAAGUUCGUGUCGCGUUAUCCGAUUUGAGGCAAGAGCAAGUGCAAAUGAAAAUAGUCUUCGCAAAGGAGAUUCAGUGCUGCGAAAGGCAGAUAGCCGUGCAGUUAAAGAAGUACGAGCGCAGAAAGGGUCUACAGCAGGCCCAGCCCUUCUAUGAUACCAGAAUACAUAAGGUGCGCUCGGACAGACAAAAUCUUGACAACGCGCUCGCAGCCUAUCAGACGACAUGGUCCUCGCUGAUUGGCCAAUUGGCAGACCUGGAGGGUGUCAUUGAGGAGACAGGCAAUGAUGUGCUCAAGGGUAGAUGUCGAAUCACCCUUCAAAUGGUCAGUGCUCUCGAGGAUCGCCUACAACUCGCAACGUCAGCUAUUGAAUUUUGCUGCGAAAGUGAUCCCCUUUUGCGAAAGUCAAUUUGGCAACAUGCAGAGAAUGAAAUGGAUUCUGCUGAACAGGAAACGCGAAUUCUCGAAGAACAGUUGGAACAGUUAGCAGACUUGCGUGAGCGCAGUGCUAGGCUAAAUGGAACAAUUACAACACUGAAACGAUUGGCAAAAGUAAACACAAACACCCGGCAAAACGAACAACAGCUGCAACGCUUGCAAUCGCUUGGAGGAAUAUUGAAUCCGACUGCCGCAGACAGUGGAAGCGCUGAAAGGAAACGACUUAUGGCCACCAUCCGUCUGCUGCAACCUGAUCAUGAUGAGCGCAUGCGUAGCAUAGAGAUUCAAGAAGCCUUACGCGAGAGACGAAAGCGCGUGUUCCGAGACCCUCCUGUGUUUAAAGGACCCGCUAAGGCCCUCCUUCUCAAUGGCAUUCACAUUUCGCCCAUUUGGCCAGAGGGCUUUUCGCGAAAAUCAAAUCGCAACUCAAAACUCACACCGGAUCUCCCCGAUGUUUCUGUGGCAAAUGAAGAGCCGCCUGAAAUCUCCAACACUACCGCAAAUCUCCCCCAACCACUUCGUCUCCCCCUCUCCACCGUCCUCGUUAGCCGACUCAAAAAUCCCAAUGCACCCAAAUCCAAAAGAAAUGUACGUGUGAAAUUCAAUAUGCAAGUCUAUGUUGAUGGAGAGGACCAGCCACUGCCGCUGAACUACGUUCCUGAAGAAGACAAUCCCAGAAGUGCUCGGCGAAAGUCGGCUCCAGCCCUACCCAGUCCAGACGAGGUAACACCACCUGCUCCCCCUCCCCGACUGACUAGCCAAUCAGGCUCUGGUCCUCUCACUGAGUCAACAAAGUGUCAGUUGCAAGGCAGUCCUAUCAAAAUGCUGCGCUAUGAAAAUAUGGACAUGUUUUUGAAAAAUAUUCAACUACCUGUUUCUGAGAAGAAUGCGAACCUAUCUGCUCAAAACUGA
This is a messenger RNA of Hydatigera taeniaeformis, 2292 nucleotides long. Lineage: Eukaryota; Metazoa; Platyhelminthes; Cestoda; Cyclophyllidea; Taeniidae. The record is from the annotation of a GenBank genome assembly.